AUGGGCUUGCCUCACUUGUGGCUGGUCGGCUCCCGUCAGGUUGGACGUUACUCUGGUAGCUUGCUACUCCCGACAAUGAUGGAUUUGGGCCUGGCCCAACAUACCAUGGAUAAAGUAUCCAUUGGAAUCGUGGAAAUGGGGGCUUGCGUAUCUCUCGUAGGUGUGGUGUCUCCUAUGGAUGGAAUACCAACAGCGAGGAGUAGAUCCUCUGGAGAGGAAAGCAGAAACAGCAGUGGGAGAGCAGAGGGAACGGCUGAAUCAAGGGACGAUCGGCUGGAGUUGGUGGUCGCGGAUCAGGCCGGCAAGAGCAGCUGGCACGGCAGGAGGCCGGGCGCCCGCGGAGAGAAGAAAAACAUAAGAGAAAAACAGGAAGAAUGGGGGGGGAAAAGGAGAACACCAUCGAGGAGAGAAACAGAGAGAAAACGCAGAGAGAAGGAGAGGAGGAGAAGACCCCCCGGGCCGUCGAUCGCUGCUGGAGUUUCCGACCACCUCCAACCCCCGCCGGAACCCAGAGGACAGAAGCACGGGGAGAGCUUGAGGGAGAGAGGGGCUCGAGAGAGAGAGUUUGGAGCGAGGGGUGGUGCUGGAAAGAGGGUGUCGAGCCAAAGGAAGGCUCGACUGUGCACGGGAUCCCCCUCCCUGACGCCUUUCUUCUGGAACGGCGAGAACCGAAAAAGGGAGAAGAACCAGGGGGUAGAGGGCAGGGAGAAGAGGCGAGAACCGACCGAGGCUACCGCCGCCGACGCGCCUCCGGGUCAGGUCGCUGCUACCGCCAUCGACGCGUCCCCAGGCCACCGCUGCCGCCUCCAACACGUCUCCGAGCAGCCAUUCCCGCCGGAACUCAGAUAGUGAAACGCUGUAGGGGAUUGCCAAUGGCUCUUACAGGCAUUGCCACGUCUCUCCGUGGAAAGGAUCAUUCGUUUUGGGAAACAAAGCUUCUUGAUUGGUCCCUUCAAUCAAGGAACAUUUCAUGGACCUUGGCUCAUUUCCGGAGGAUCGCAAGAUCCCUGCCAUUGCCCUUAUUGAUAUGUGGGUGGAAUUGUAUAAGCUAGAUUUCGAUGGCAUGCAUGCUGUUGCUGACCUCAAUGAACUCGUUUACAGGAACCUAGCUGACCUUGUAGUCACCAGGAGAAAUUCAAGUGAGGACGAGGACAAAUUUUACAAUAGCCACUAUGCUAUACAGCACGAUAUGCUUAGAGAACUGGCUAUCAUGGAGUGCAGCCAGGGGGAAGUAGAAAAGAGAGCGAGACUUAUUCUCGACUUGACCGGAAAUAAUUUUCCUGAUUGGUGGAGUGAGCAAAAGCAAUCAACUCGCAGUGCUCGUCUAGUGUCCAUCUCCACAGGUUGGGAACUCUCUCUCUCAAUGACUUGUGGGGAAAAAUUCAGUUGGUUAGCAGUUAAAACAUAAAUUACCUCUUAACUUUAUAUGUUCAUAAUGUAGAUGGAACUCUAGCCAAAUCUUUAAUUUCCUAAAGCUGAGGCUCUUGUCUUAAACUUUGAGACCAACAUUCAAACUAACUCUUAUGCUUUGCCUGAAUUCAUUGAGAAAGUAGAUAAGCUCAAGGCCCUGAUAGUAACAAACUAUAGUCUCUUUCCAGCUGAACUAGGUAAUUUCCAUGUCAUUGGGUCCAAUUUAAGGAGGAUAAGAUUCGAACGCGUCACGGUUCCUUUCGUAAGUGUGGGAAAGCUACGCUUGCUUAGUUUGCAAAAGAUAUCCUUUUUCAUGUGAGAGAUCGGUCAGGCUUCAACGUUGGACAACGCCAAAAUCUCUUAUGCAAUGCUAAACUUAGUAGAGCUCGUCAUCGACUAUUGUGAUGAUUUGGUGACAUUAUCAGAUGGCAUUUGUGAGAUAAAGCCAUUGAGGAAGCUUAGUAUCAUAAACUGUCAUAAUUUUUCUGCAUUCCCUAAACAUAUUGGGCAAUGGGUGUCCCCUCAAGCCUUAUUCUCCUUAAAUUGGACCCAAUGACAUGGAAAUUGCCUAGCUCAGCUGGAAAAAGAUUGUAGUUUGUUACUAUUAGGGUUUUGAGCUUAUCUGCUUUCCCAAUGAAUUCAGGCAAAGCAUAAGAUUUGGUUUGAAUGUUGGUCUCGAAGUUCAAGACACGAGCCUCAGCUUUAGGAAUUUGAAGAUUUGGCCAGGAUCUCGAGAAUGCUCCAUUUGCAUGGGGUUGUCUAUGCUGUCACGGUCUAUUGUGAAGCCUGGUGGUUUGUGACAAAGAAAAAAAAAGUCUUGUGGGUUUGAAUGUAAUAAUAUCUGAAGAGGAGGAUAACUUAGAUUGGUUGCGUGAUUAAGAAGGCGAUCAUGUUGUCUCUGUUUUACCCUUCUUAUAUAUAUAUUCGAUUUAUUUCUUGUACUUUGCCCUCCCUUUUUUUUCUCCUAAUGUGGAUGGCUGUGACAUUGCUGAUUGGACCAAAUGAUUGAUAAAUAUAAGUAGUGCCGUAACGUAUCUGAGUCAGAUUUUUUUUUU
Messenger RNA from Eucalyptus grandis, 2465 nucleotides. RefSeq lists its product as uncharacterized. The record is from RefSeq and is a predicted model, not a curated record. The transcript has 5 exons. NCBI's taxonomy places the organism in Eukaryota, Viridiplantae, Streptophyta, Magnoliopsida, Myrtales, Myrtaceae. The coding region runs from base 1 to 849 and encodes 282 amino acids.